AUGGACGAAGAACAAGGAAGUGUUGAAGUUCCAACAAAGGUCACAGAACCAGUACUAAGUGUACCAAAUCCAAGAGCCCUACAGCAAACUAUUCCUACAGUACCUGGCCAGUCAAAAUAUAUACAACUACUUAAUGUCAUAGAAGAACUUGGUCAUGAAGUUAGACCCACCUAUGCUGGAAGUCGUACUUCUACUGAAAAAAUGAAGCGUGGGAUUGUACAUGCCCGUAUUCUAGUCAGAGAAUGUCUAGUCGAAACUGAAAAAAGUGCUCGCCAAUGA
This is a messenger RNA of Dufourea novaeangliae, 279 nucleotides long. RefSeq names its product cyclin-dependent kinase 2-associated protein 1-like. Gene Ontology annotation, cellular component: cytoplasm; nucleus. Lineage: Eukaryota; Metazoa; Arthropoda; Insecta; Hymenoptera; Halictidae. The transcript has a single exon. Bases 1 to 279 code for a protein of 92 amino acids. The record is from RefSeq and is a predicted model, not a curated record.